Thermochaetoides thermophila DSM 1495 is the source of this 2361-nucleotide messenger RNA. RefSeq lists its product as uncharacterized. The record is from RefSeq and is a predicted model, not a curated record. Bases 1 to 2361 code for a protein of 786 amino acids. Gene Ontology annotation, molecular function: protein binding. The transcript is spliced from 2 exons. NCBI's taxonomy places the organism in Eukaryota, Fungi, Ascomycota, Sordariomycetes, Sordariales, Chaetomiaceae. Gene Ontology annotation, cellular component: cell cortex of cell tip.
AUGGCACUACAGCCCUCCACGUCUGCAGCAGCCGCCAACAGCAGUAACAGUAACAACAGUAACGUCAACAACAAUAACACCACCACCGAUAACCAGAACACUACAACUGCGACUGCAUCUCUCUUCGGCGGUCACAGCCAAACCACCCCCGCUGCGGCCGGCGCAACUUCGCAAACGGCGAACGUCUCAUUCUCCUCGACCCUUGCCCCAUCCUCCAACAGUGCCUUCAUCAUGCCCAAUACGCCGGUCAAGACUCGUAUGCAUAGCGAUGGUUAUCGACCCAAGGUGACUCGCACAUUGGGUCAGCGCCCUGCUUGUCUUGUCAAUGCCUCAGUAACAUACUGCGGCAACAACCAGAUUUACGCCUUUGGCGGCUUCGACCAGUACACCGAUGAGGUCUACAACCAUGUCUUGCGCCUUGAUCUGGUUAGCCACCAAUGGACGCUGGUUGACAACUAUGGUGACAUUCCUGGCGUCCGUAUGGGCCACACUGCGACUUUGUACCAGGGCGACAAGCUUCUUGUCUUCGGCGGCGAGAACGAACACCGAACGUACCUUUCAGAUCUCAUCAUUUUCGAUAUCAAGACGGCACACUGGACCCAGCCACAGGUAUCCGGACCGAUCCCAAAGGGCCGCGCUCGCCAUGCCGCUGUGCUGCACGAUGACAAGCUGUUCAUCAUGGGCGGCAUCACUGGCCACGAUAACUAUGUGCUCGAUGACAUUUGCUACUUGGACUUGAAGACCUUUACCUGGUCGAGGUCAUGGCGCUUCGUCGGCCGUUUUGAUCAUUCAGCCUACAUCUGGAACGACAGGGUUUGGGUAUUUGGUGGUCUAAGCGAGGAAAUGGACAAGGUCAGCGAUCUAUGGUGGCUUGAUCUUAAGGGCAACCCGGCCUUCCAAUCACCUCCAACAACUGGCACGAUUGAUCGAACCGGCCUGGUUCGUACAGUAGCAUCGCCGAGACCCCCAUAUCAAUCAGGGUCUGUCGUGGGAUCUUCUGGAUAUGCGGCAAAUUCGAGGUCACAGCAAGUCAACCCAUCUUCCUUCCAUCUCAGGUCGUACGCCCCUCCUGCCCCAGGGCAUAUAUCCGCUCUCAAGUUCGUUCAUGGCCCAAAUGUCCCGUCCCAGAUGCAGGGUAUCCACUUCCAUGUCUAUACAUCUGGAACUCUUCUCGACUUCGUCACUCCUGCCGCAACCAUAUCCUCGAAGGAUUGCUCUCUAUCAGCGCUUGAUUUGACUACGUUUCGGUGGCAGAAGCUUGCUGAAGGACGCGAGAUCUUCAAGUCGGGAUACCGUUGGCAUUAUUGCACACUGAAUGAGGACGGCACCAAGGCCUGGCUCCUAGGUUGUCCCACAGAGCCAGCCGCUGCCGACGGGAUUAACAAUCUCGAGGAGUUUCUCUCCGAUAUCAUGGAAGUCGAUUUGCGGCGGUACGGUUUCUUAGGGAAUGCCAUGUCCUCUGAACAGCGGACAGACCCCGCUCGUCCUGCUCUGCGCAGCCGUAACGCGGAUGUCGCCUCUAAGGGGCUUGGAGCAGAUCUUGCCAGGCUGUUUAACAAGCCCCCAGAGAGCGGAAGUGGUACGGAUUUCAUCGUGACAGCUCUCCCUCCGAACUACGACGAAGACGAGAUCAUGGGCUCAGCCCUCGUGCACUCUGGGGAAGACGGGAGCGAAAACUGGCUGGCCUCUGACGCCCCGACCUCUCCCCCGAUUCAUGUCCACCGCCUCAUCCUACAAGCCCGCUGGCCUCACUUCGCGCGUCUCUGGUCAAGCCAAAUGGCCGAAUAUCACACCAAGAAGAUGCACAUACCCGAGCCCUACACCGUGGUCAAAGCCUUCCUCUACUACCUCUACACCGACCGCAUCGACCCCGUCGACGACGACCACGAGAACACCGCAACAGACCUCUCCGACGUGGCCGGCCUGCUGGUCAUGUCCAACAUGUACAACAUCCCCCACCUCCGUCUGCUCUGCGUGAACCGCCUCAGCCGCGAGCUCGACGUCGAGCACGCUUGUAUCAUCUGGUACUGCGCGGGCCUAGCCAACGAGGACUGGCUCAGGCGGCGGGCCGCCAACUUCUGCAUGACACACUGGGGCCGUGUUGUACGCACCGUCGGCUUUCAGCGGCUGCCGCGCCAAGCGCUGGUCGAGCUCUCGCAGGAGGUGGACACCGAGGGCCGCGUGGUCGGCGGCGACGAACUGGACAUGAUGGUGGUGCUCAGCGGGGAGGGCGGCAUUAUCGGGCGGUAUGCGGCAGACGGGUCGCUGGUGGUGGCGCGUCGUAAGGAGAGCGUCAGCAGCAACCACACGCAGAUGCUCGAGAGUGAGGUGGAUGAUGAUGACGGGAUGGAGAUGUCGUAG